AUGAGUGAAGUUCAGGCCGAGCUCUCUCAGGAGGAGAUUUGGGAUGACUCUGCUCUCAUUGACUCUUGGAACGAAGCCCUAGCAGAAUACAAGAAAUAUCAUAGUAUACACGUCAAAGGGGGAGGCGUUGGGGAUCUCGAGCCCGAGAACUCGCCGGAGGACCAGCGUCUCAACCCAAGCAAACAGCUGCCGGCGGCUGAAGGCGUCCCUGCCCGCAACCGAGCUUCGGAUGGCACCAUCUCUCCUGCCGAAAAGGCUGAUGCGUCACAAGAUGCUGCAAAGACACCCGUCCCCGUUGCUCCUCCGCCUCAGGCACUUUUGGGCUCGAUACGAGACGAGGGACUCAGGAAAUUAUUAAUGUCGUGGUACUACGCGGGUUAUUAUACGGGGCUUUUCGAGGGACAGCAGCAAGCCCAAGGGCCGCAUCCUUGA
Molecule: messenger RNA, 432 nt
Organism: Ustilaginoidea virens
Lineage: Eukaryota; Fungi; Ascomycota; Sordariomycetes; Hypocreales; Clavicipitaceae
Exons: 5
Coding region: 1-432 (143 amino acids)
Source: RefSeq, a predicted model, not a curated record